CUGGCCAAAGACAAAAAGGAAGUGUGUUCAGUGACUCAAGCUCAAACCCUGCCACAGUUCUAGGUUGGAAAGAGUGUGCUAUGACUGAUAUAGGGGACUGGCAUUAUGCUCACCAUGUUUACCUGUCACUAUCACCACACUUCAUCACUUCUUAUGGGGUUCAUCCACUUACAUAAGAGCAUGUAAUGAGUCAAGAAGAAGGCCCCAAUGUGCCAUGUGGGCAUCAUCAUGUUGUUGUGUCCCUUCUUUGUAUGAUUUUAUGAAUGGAUGCUAAAUUGCAGGCAGAUGGCUCAAAUUCAUAUUUACACACCAUGUUCCUGUGCUUGCACAUAUUGCUUGAUUCCUUGUUUCUGACAAAUCUUGACAUAUUCUGCAGAGUCUCAGUUCACUGUCACCAUGCCUCCGAAGAAAGCUCUCCCGUCCGAGAAGAAGGCGCUGAUCGGGCGCGUGGGCACCAACCUCAAAGUCGGCAUCGUCGGCCUGCCGAACGUCGGCAAGUCGUCCUUCUUCAAUGUCCUCACCAAGUCGCAAGCGCAGGCGGAGAACUUCCCCUUCUGCACCAUCGACCCGAAUGAGAGUCGCGUGCCGGUGCCCGACGCCCGGUACGACUUCCUGGUGGAGCACUACAAGCCGGCCAG
Pollicipes pollicipes is the source of this 638-nucleotide messenger RNA. RefSeq names its product obg-like ATPase 1. The record is from RefSeq and is a predicted model, not a curated record. Lineage: Eukaryota; Metazoa; Arthropoda; Thecostraca; Pollicipedomorpha; Pollicipedidae. Gene Ontology annotation, cellular component: cytoplasm. Gene Ontology annotation, molecular function: GTP binding; ATP hydrolysis activity.